UCGCUAGAUGGCUUUUCGUAACACAAGAGACCACGUUGUUUCGUCUGCUAAGCAAAAGUAGACAUUCCAAAUUAUUUUUUGGAGAAUAUUUAAAUCUAUUAUACAGCCAAGAUGUCAUCUUGGACUGCAUUAAGAAGUCUUGCUCAAAUUGGCAGUGUUUACAUCGGAAGCCGGUGUAUGGUUCAACAGCAACAGAGAUUCGUUUGCAAUUUAACACUCCCCUCUUCGCUAUUAGUCUCCCGUGUGCCAUUAUUAAAUCAGAAAAGAUAUGCAGCAAGAAAAGGAACAAGAGAUCGUAAAACCAAAAAGACUUCAAAGGCUGAAAAGGCGAAGAAGGAAGAAUUUGUCCCCUACAAAUUAAAGAUGGCCAAAGCCAGUGGGCCAGUUGGUCCACGACGAAUGAUUGAACUGAACAAGCCAGAAGCUAUUGAUGAUGUCUUUUUUACAAGACACUUCAUGACAAGGCCCAUAAGUCUUGCGGAAGCAGUGCAAUUCCACCGUGAAACGAAUCACCCCUCUGUUUAUAACAGCCCUGAAGCAUUGAUUAGCAUGAAAGUAGAACUUGAUAUGCAACUUCAAAAGAAGAAUCGGUAUAUGGACAAUUUUUCCAGAAUUGUGGUUUUGCCCCACAGUUUUGACUUUCAACCCAUACGUAAAGUACUAGCAUUUUGCAAAACUCAAGAAACGCAGGACGAAGCUGUCAAAGCUGGAGCCGAUGCCGUCGGCGGUUUGGAUCUCAUUAAACGCAUACAGUCUGGAGAAGUGCCUCUCACAGAUUACGACUAUUUUAUCGCCCACACUAAUAUGAUGGCUGAUGUUCUUCCAUUAAGAGGACUAUUGAAAAGGAAACUGCCCAACGUGAAAAAUGGCUCCAUUGGCAUUAACAUGACCAAGAUGGUUGAAAUCUUCUCGAAAGGCCUCGAAUUCUCCAGUACGAAAGACGACAAUGAGCUGGAUUAUGGUUUAGUUGAUAUCCCUUUUGGAAACUUGACCAUGCCGACGGAGGAGCUGGAGGCGAAUUUCUCCGCCAUCCUGAAGGACAUUGAAUCUUGUCGCGCCAAACCAUUCGGAGCUUUCAUUACCCGCUGCUACGUGCUUUCUCCUCCGUCUCCCGAACGCUUUGUCGUCACCACGGAGCCUUACGUGAAGAGUAAGAAAGCGGCUGAAUCUUCAUCUUCGUCCUCAUCUGAUGAUGACGACAGCGACGACGAGAAAGAAAAAGAUUCGGAUCCCCGAAACCAAAACCGAGCUGUUCGGCAGUAGAAAGGCUCCCCCAAUAAGUAUUGAAUAAUGAAGCCAAGGAACGGAGAACUGAUGGUACCCUUUACUUGAAAAUACAUCUUAGUCAUUCAGUUGAUGAUA
Daphnia pulicaria is the source of this 1362-nucleotide messenger RNA. It is a transcript of the gene mRpL1, whose product is annotated as 50S ribosomal protein L1-like. Lineage: Eukaryota; Metazoa; Arthropoda; Branchiopoda; Diplostraca; Daphniidae. Bases 112 to 1263 code for a protein of 383 amino acids. The record is from RefSeq and is a predicted model, not a curated record. The transcript has 5 exons.